AUGUCGAGACAAUCACGCGGUCCCCCGGCCAGCUCGGCCCCUGCAGCCCCCUCCAGCGGCCGCUCCAACGAGUACUUCGUUCCCAGAGAUGGUAUUGAUCGCGAGGUCAUCACCGCCGAUAUCUGUCGCUACCUCGGAAACGAUGCUCUUGUACGCCCGGGUCACUACGAAAACCCCCAGACCGGUCAAGUAGUUCAGGGUUACUACAUCACGGCCUACAGGAACUUGACAACAGCCAUGAUCGACGACUUGAAGGCCGAUUCUGCGCGAUGGGAAGCAGAGAGGCGGCAGCAGGCCGCCCGGAACACUUCAGGAGGUACCUUUGUCUCACGAGACGCGGCGACUCCUUUGUCGAUACGAUCUAACUCCCCUACAGCAGGGUACCGCCAGUCGGAGACCCAUUCCGCACGCCAACACUAUGGCCCUACGGAUUCCACUGGCUACCCGGACGUGGGACGUGACUCCUAUGACAGCUCCCCCAGAUACCCAGGAUCCCAAGCCCCAGGAUACUCGGGAAACUCCGCCCCGGGCUACCAAGGAUCUCCUGCGGGUUACGCUCAGCAACCCUCCUCUUUUUCUUCUUCAGGUGGUGGGUAUCCGUCCUAUCCCGGAGGCUCGUACGGCCAACAGGACCCCAGGGACCCCAGAUACGCAGGACAGAUGGCUCAGGGAUAUGGGGAACCCCCCUACAUGGCUACCGCCGCGAAUCUGGCCCGAAGCAGCUACACUGCCGAUCCGUACGGCGCCGGACAGCCUUCUCGGACUCCUACCACAAUGGCCCCCCAGCAGCAGGGACAGACUUACUCUUCCGGAUCGCAGGUUCCGGCUGGUUACUCCGGUUUCUACCCGCCCUCGACUUCGGCUCCCUACGGCUCGGCGCCCGUAGCCUCGGACCCAUUGUACGGACGCGCGUCCCCAGCAGGCGGGUCUAUCUCUGGCCAAGGAUCACAGUAUGACCAACCCCCAGCCCCUCGCACUUCCGCCACCCCUACGAAUGCCAAAGCUCAGGUGUCAAGCAGUGGAUCAUCGCACUCCCGCCGUGAGAGGGAGUCAGACAGGGGUCAUCACCAAUCCGACCGCCACCGCCCUCCUCGCCGCUAA
Colletotrichum graminicola M1.001 is the source of this 1101-nucleotide messenger RNA. Its product is annotated as transcription factor RfeG. The coding region runs from base 1 to 1101 and encodes 366 amino acids. The record is from RefSeq and is a predicted model, not a curated record. Lineage: Eukaryota; Fungi; Ascomycota; Sordariomycetes; Glomerellales; Glomerellaceae. The transcript has 3 exons.